Messenger RNA from Peromyscus eremicus (cactus mouse), 1152 nucleotides. RefSeq names its product dual oxidase maturation factor 1 (gene Duoxa1). Gene Ontology annotation, cellular component: endoplasmic reticulum membrane. The record is from RefSeq and is a predicted model, not a curated record. The transcript is spliced from 6 exons. The coding region runs from base 1 to 1152 and encodes 383 amino acids. NCBI's taxonomy places the organism in Eukaryota, Metazoa, Chordata, Mammalia, Rodentia, Cricetidae. Gene Ontology annotation, biological process: protein transport.
AUGACAGAGCCGGGUUGGCUUAUCCUCUGCAGCAUCCCCAGCCCCACAGUGUGUCGGGUUCACAGGGGGCACUCAGUGAAUACCUGUUGUUCCAGCCUCUCACCACCUCGGCUCACCCCCGACAAAAUGGCUGCUCUUGGAUACACACUGCCCUUCUAUCCGGGUCCCAAGCCAACCUUCCCAAUGGACACAGCUUUGGCUGUUAUAAUCACCAUCUUUCUGACUGCACUGGUCACCUUUAUCAUCAUCCUGCCUGGCAUCCGUGGGAAGACGAGGCUGUUCUGGAUGCUGCGGGUGGUGACCAGCUUAUUCAUCGGGGCUGUGAUCCUGGCUGUGAAUUUCAGUUCUGAGUGGUCUGUGGGCCAAGUCAACACCAACACGACAUACAAAGCCUUCAGUCCCGAGUGGGUCAGCGUGGAUGUGGGACUGCAGAUUGGGCUCGGAGGAGUCAACAUCACACUCACAGGGACCCCAGUGCAGCAACUGAAUGAAACCAUCAACUACAAUGAGGAGUUCACGUGGCGCCUGGGUGAGAGCUAUGCGGAGGAGUAUACGAAGGCACUGGAGAAGGGGCUUCCAGACCCCGUGCUCUACCUGGCUGAGAAGUUCUCCCCUGGAAGCCCAUGUGGCCUGUACAACCAGUACCGCCUGGCAGGACACUAUGCUUCAGCCAUGCUGUGGGUGGCCUUCCUCUGCUGGCUGCUGGCCAACGUGAUGUUGUCUAUGCCGGUGCUGAUUUAUGGCGGCCACAUGCUGCUGGCCACUGGCCUCUUCCAGCUGUCGGCUCUGUUCUUCUUCUCCAUGGCCACAUCACUCAUAUCACCCUGUCCCCUGCGCGUGGGCACUGCUGUGCUGUCCCCUCACCAUGGGCCUGCUUUCUGGAUCACGUUGGCCACAGGACUGUUGUGUAUUCUGCUUGGGCUAGUCAUGGCAGUGGCCCACAGGAUGCAACCUCACAGACUGAAGGCUUUCUUCAGCCAGAGUGCAGAAGACCCAGUGCUGGAGUGGGGUUCCGAGGAAGGGGGACCCCUGAGUCCCCGCUACAGGUCCAUGGUUGAGAGUCCCGAGACUCAGGACAUCCCCAUGUCGGAGGCUUCCUCUGAGAUAUGUUUUAAGGAGGAACACAUCAAAGAGUCUGACUGUGCCCUGUAA